GUAAUAUUUUGCGUCUGCAAAAUAUUGAAAUUAGCGUAUAAAUACACAAUAGCCUUGGUUAUGGCUUGGUUGAAACUUUUCUUUUGAGAAAAAGCUAUAAUAUGGGCAAAGGAAAAAAAAUUAGGGAAUCUAAUGAAGAAGUUGAAGAAAAGCCUCUGCCAAGGCUUGUUUUGAAAGUAGAUCAGGAGAAAAAAUUAAAAGAUCCAAUGAGAGAGCAUGAUUUAUAUCAAAAAAGCAAGAGAUUUAAAGAAGGAUCCACUCUUUCGGAAAAUGAACACACUCAUCAUAAGAAGAAAAGAAAAAAGCACAAAAGAGCUAGAAAUGAGGAGUCAGAAAGAAAGCAAAAGAAACAAGUAGAUACUGAAAAUGUUGACUUAGAGCCUGUUAUGAAGAAAAUACACAUAAAAUUUACAAAAGAAGAAGAGAAACUUCAAAAAGAAGCAGAAGUAUCUCCAUUAAAUAAUGUUAAAGUAUCUCCAUUGCGUUUGUGUUUGGAAAAUUUGCACAGAAAUUUGCAGAGAAAAGAUAUUUAUGGAAUCUUUACAAAUCCUGUUACCGACUUAAUUGCACCUGGCUAUUCUAAAAUCAUUAGGCAACCAAUGGAUUUUCAAACAAUGGCGCUCAAGAUUGAACGAAACGAAUAUGCUUCUAUUGAAUCAUUUAAGGAUGAUUACAUCAUAAUGUGUAAUAAUGCAAUGAGAUAUAAUGGAUCAGAUACUAUUUAUUACAAAUCAGCAGAAAAGAUGCUGGCUAUUGGAUUAAAGAUGAUGUCAAAAAAAAAGCUGAGAAAACUUCAAAGACUCAUUGGAAAACCAAUAUCUGAUUCAGAGGAUGAACUGAUUCUAGUUGAUGAAUCUUCAGACAUUAAUAUCGAUUCAUACAGCCCUGAAAGAUUGCAAAACAAAAAGAAAGAUUUUGAAAAAAUCAAAAAAGAGCGUGAUUCAAUAAAACAUCAAACCUUUGUCAAUUCUAUUUUGCAUGCAUCAAAAAUGGCAGCCAAAAAAUUGUACAAUAAAUAUCCCAAGCAAAAGUAUGGAUAUCUAAUGAAGGAUAGCCAAGGCAAUACCUCGUUGAAUAUUUUAAAUCCUGAUACAACAGAAGAUAAUAAGACUGCACCAGUUACAUUGGGGAAGAUAACAGGAAAGCUAACAACUGGAAUAACUUUGGAUCAAACUUUUUUUAAAGAUGAAAAAAAAAGCAGAAACAUACCGGUAACUUAUUUGCUCUAUGGGCCUUACGGUAGCUUUGGUCCUACAUAUGAUUCUUCAUUAUCAAAUAUGAAGAAAGAAGAAAGUGAUCUGCUCAUGCAAGCUUACGGUACAGAGGAGGGAGUGGAGUAUGCAAAAAGUUUGCUGGAAUUUUGUAAAGGAAAUUCAUUUUUAAUGGAGUAUGCAGAUCGUCUACUAAAUACUGUCACAGAUGGAGAGCACACCCGAUUAAUAAAACAGACUGAGCCUAAUUCAUUACUUGGUACUGUGGAAACUAAAGAUGAAGCAAAAAAAUUAGACAUGGAUUCUUUGCUGUCAUUAAAUGGACUUGGUAUUGAUGUAUCAUUUCUCAACAAAAUUACUUCUGAGAAAAGUAAUUCAGUAGAAAAAAGUAUUUUGGCGAAAAAUUCUUUACAAAAAAGUGAUCAAAAGAGUAAUAUGGCACCUCAACAGUUGCUCAGCAACAAUGUUGAGCUUCUUCAAAAUUUAAAUAAAGCUCAAAAUGAAAGAUUUUCAGCAAGAACUCUUCAAAAUGUGGAUGAUAAUGAACAAAGUAUUGCGAACUCAUUGGUUGACAAUUUGAAAGAUUUAGUUGGAAGAGUUGCGCCAAAAGAUGUAGUAGCUUCUCAAGGCAUACAUAAAGCUAUUGGCAACACUGCAUACCCUUUAACUAGUGAAAUGGACAACGAAGCUGCCUCUGCAAUAAGUGCAAUUGAAGAUUUAACAUAAACCUUUUAUUAUGUGAAAUAUAUUUUUAAAUCUCAA
Hydra vulgaris (swiftwater hydra) is the source of this 1973-nucleotide messenger RNA. RefSeq names its product bromodomain-containing protein 7. The record is from RefSeq and is a predicted model, not a curated record. Gene Ontology annotation, biological process: regulation of transcription by RNA polymerase II. Gene Ontology annotation, cellular component: nucleus. Lineage: Eukaryota; Metazoa; Cnidaria; Hydrozoa; Anthoathecata; Hydridae.